Gadus macrocephalus (Pacific cod) is the source of this 4655-nucleotide messenger RNA. RefSeq lists its product as uncharacterized. The transcript is spliced from 11 exons. The record is from RefSeq and is a predicted model, not a curated record. Lineage: Eukaryota; Metazoa; Chordata; Actinopteri; Gadiformes; Gadidae. The coding region runs from base 732 to 1829 and encodes 365 amino acids.
ACACAGGAAAAAUGAGAGAGUAUUUUCUUCAGAGUUACCAUUAUUUUCCUCUAAAAGAGUAAUUUUUACUAAUUUUGGAUUGUAAUCAUUUCCAGUGGCCACUAAAGUCGGAGGAAAAAAAUAGAGUAAAUCUUAUUGGAGUAAUAUCAAGAACACGCCCACUAAACUUUCUUAGGUUUCGUUUCUGCCGCCAUUUUCUAUCGCAGUCGAGGUGAGCGGCAGUUGUGGACGGCGUUGAGACAGGAUGCAUGCUGUAAGAGUGAAGUACCGAGAGCGCCAGAAAUACAUUUGUUAUGAAGGGCAACUGACCUUCAAAUCAUUUUUGGAGUGUGUUUCCAAGAAAUUUGAAAUUCCUACCUUGGACUUAAAAGUCUAUGAUGAUUUGAACACUGAAGUUGACGAGGAUGCGUUUGCGUUUCUUGUAAUGAAACCAGACCUGGGUGUGCUUGAAGUCUGUUUGCCCAAGGGCUCAGAUUUUGAGGAAUCAGGGAGCCCCUCUACAAGCCACUCCGUUGCCAGCAGCAACAGCUCCUUUCUCAGCUCUAGUGUAGAAAAUGAAGGGGACUCUGAUGACACCAUCAUUUUGGUGCCUAGUCCUGGCCAAAGAAACAGAGAUGACCUGACUCGUCUUGCUCGGAUGAUUGAAAAGAUUCUGAGGGAGAAACCUGGAGGAGAGGAUCCUUACAGAGUAUGCUCGGAAAAAAAGCCUAACAGAUUCCAGAAGACGUGACAUGGUGAAGAUAUUGGUUGCACACAUGGCGAGUGAACAUGGGACGAGCCCUUCAAGGCGUGUUAAAGAGGACUACGCAAAGGGCAUCACUGCCUUGUUUCCAUACCUGGCCGAUCCCCAGGGCACUUUGGGCUAUGAGCAUUAUUACAAUCCAGUAGAUGGGGGUGGAUUUCUUGCAUGGAGAGUGAAAACGCUUCAAAAAGAAGCCUCGGAGGGACAACAGAAAAGAAACCCUCAGCCACUGACAGGUGGUCCAGAUUCUGGUGACAGAACCCCCUUCAGUAAGGAAAAUCAGCUAACCACAGAAACCCAGUGUUGCGAGGCCAUCGCUCUCAUGAAGCAUACAACUGAUGAAGCAAUCAUCAAGGAGAAGAUGAAACAGACCUUCAUCCAUCGCCAAGAAAUGGUUCAUGACCCAGUGAAGUCCUCUGAAAUAUUCACCACCUUUCCAAGAUUUCUUGACAUCACGGGAAUGAUAGUGCAGGAUUUCAGUCUGAUGUUUGGUGAUGACAUCUCUGCAAAGUUCCUGGAGAAGUGGCCUACUCACUACAGGCAGAAAGUCCUUGAACAAACCCGUGGCCUCACCCAGACAAGCGACCUUGAAGAUCUCCUUCAUAACGCUGAAUCCACAACAGAAGAACUGGAAGAUGGAUGGGACAGUGAGAUGUCCUCCAUCUUGCUCCUUAUCCACCUCAUGCCACCAUCACCUCAUGGCCGCAACAAGAGACCAGGAAAGCUCUCUGCCAGACAAGCCAUUGACCACCUUGUGAAAUUCAUCAAGACUGGGACCAGUAUUGAAGGGCAUCUGGACAGCAUCACAGAGAGCCGUCAACCCUAUCUACUGGCUGUGGGAACCAAGAGGAGCGCCACACACAAAUAUUUCAUUGUUAUCGACAAACAUGCAAUCCCGUGUCAGUCACCAGAUUGUCUUGCCUCUUUUGACGAGCUUUUUAAAGCUCAUUUCGUCUUCGCUACCUCGUACAACAGGGAUCUGGCCAAUGUCUACCACUUCUUGCAAACCGCAGUUUAUCAGAUUGAUACUGCUACCACCAAGGUGAAUCCCAGGGUCAAAGAGAUGAGAGCUCGGAUGCUGCACUGAUUUUGACACCUUGAGAUGUUUUGUUUUAUUUGCAAAGGCCCUCAAGCAAAUGACAGUUCACUAAUUAAGCACUUGAAGGUGAUCCACGGACUUUGUUCAGGAAAGACACUUCGUCUGAAAUGUGGUCAGCCUGCUUGUUCUCGUUUCUUUUGUACUUUUUCAGGGUUUCGAAAGCAUCUUAAAGCACAUGGACCUUGUGAUCCUGGUGAAGGCCCCUCAACUGAAGAUUUAGCUGUAAGUUUUGUUGAUGACUUUCCAUUAAACAGUGCCCCCUCUGACCCAGUCCUUCUUAAUAAGAGUCUUGUGGACAGCUGUGCUGUGACAGUGGCUGAACUUAAAGUGGCAGGUGUAGGCGAAACUAUCAUUAACUCUUUGGUUACUUCAAUGGAAGAGAUUGUUGAUGAUAUCCAUAAUCAAGCAAAAGAAUCUGUGAAGCAGUGUCUAUCUUUACAGGAACCUAUCAAAAGUGAGGUUGAGUGUAAAAUUGAUCAGUGCUUUGAAAAAAUUGAAAAUCCUUUUGGUGUCUUAAAUUCUGAAACUAGGAGAAGGCAGUAUUUCACAGAGAAGUGGGGAAGGGUGGAACCCGUUGAAUGUGUUCUUGGUACAAGAUUUGAUACACGGCGCAAUCGGACUACUGGAACUUAUGAUCCAGUUGUUGUCACUGAUAAAUUGGUUUAUAUCCCAGUUUUGAAAACGUUAGACUUCAUUUACAAACACCCUAAGAUAAAAGAGAUGAUGCAGAGUCAUUCCAGUUCAAGAAAAGAUCUUCUUAAUGACUUUUGUGAUGGAGAUCUUUUCAAGAGUCAUCCUUUAUUUUCAAAACAGAAGCAUGCAAUUCAGUUGCAACUUUUCUAUGAUGAUUUUGAAUGCGCAAAUCCGUUGGGGAGUAAAAAGGGAAUACAUAAAAUAGGAGCAAUCUAUUUCACCUUGCGCAAUCUUUCUCCAAAGCACAACUCAAUGCUGCUUAAUAUUCAUUUGGUCGCUUUAUUCCAUGCCCAAGACAUUAAAACAUAUGGCUUUUCUAAAAUACUUGAUCCAAUUGUGCAAGACAUUAAAGAGCUGGAGACUAAGGGAAUUCGGGUCCCACUGUAUGAAGAAAAUGUGUAUGGAACUAUUGUCCAAGUUACUGGUGACAACCUGGGUCUUCAUAGUUUGUUUGGUUUCGUAGAGUCAUUUAAUGCCAGAUAUUGUUGUCGCUUUUGUCUAGCUGAGAAAGAGGACUUUCAGACAGAAUACACAGAAGAUUCACCCAAGAUAGUGAUGCGAACUCAAGCACUUCACGCAGAACACUGCCAAAUGAUGGAGGAAACUCUUAGUCUUCCCUAUGUGAUGGGUGUUAAACGUUCUUGUGUUCUAAAUUCCUUGCAGUACUUCAAUACAUGUGAAAACUUCUCUGUCGAUAUUAUGCACGAUAUCUUGGAGGGCGUGGCACAAUAUGAAAUGAAGCUGCUUAUACUAUACUUGAUCAAAAACUACACAACAUCAAAGGAAAUAGACAGGAGAAUUAAGAACUUUAACUAUGGCUACAUGGAUCAAAACAACAAGCCACCUUCAUUGAAGUUGGUAGAGGGCUCAAAUGACUUGGGUUUAAAUGCGAUCCAAUCUUGGUGUUUACUUCGCAAUCUCCCACUUGUAUUUGGAGACUUGGUUUGUCGAGAUGAUCCACACUGGUAUUUGCUUCUGUUGUUGCUUCAAAUAGCAGAUAUUGUAUUUUCUCCCAUGUUAUCAACUGGCAUUACCAUUUAUUUGAAACAUUUGAUUUCAGAGCACCAUGGGUUAUUCAAGCAUUUGUUUCCCUGCAAGAGGCUCCUGCCAAAGCAUCAUUUUAUGGUGCAUUAUCCUACAUGUAUUCGUAAAAUUUGACCACUUUUGCAUACCUGGUGCAUGCGCUAUGAAGCAAAGCACAAUUUCUUUAAAAAACAACUAAAAAGCUUCAAAAAUAUAACUAAAACAUUGGCAAGGAAACACCAAAGUCAAGUAGCAUAUAGUUGGCAGACAUUUGAGCCCGACAGACUGGUGCUUGGUCCAAGUAAAAUGGUAGCUUUAAACAUGAUGGACAGGGGCUGUGAGAUAGCAGAGGCUCUUCAGGUAUCAAUUGACACUAAGGUGUUGGAUGUUAGAUGGGCCAAACACCAUGGAAAUAUGUAUCGUCCAGGUUUAGUUGUUUGUCUUAAAGUGCUUAAUGAGAUGCCAGUUUUUCACAAAAUCCACCGUGUUGUUCUUAAAGAUGAGAGGUUACUGUUGUGUACAUUUGCACUCCAAACACUGUGUAUGGAUGAGCAUUUUUAUGCAUUUAAAGUUGUGUGUACUGCAGAAGGACCUCAUGUUGUUGAUGUCAAAGAGCUUUUUUGUUACAAAGCAUUCGAUAUGCAGAUGUCGUACAGUAAUGAUGAUUCAAGUUUGUUUAUUGUCCCAUACUGUUUCCUGGGAUAAAAGAAUCGCUAAGCUCUAACUAUUGCACUGGAGGUGAACAAUGGAAUUCUGAAUUUCUUUGCCCAUAACUCAAAUUCAAAUUUAUUAAUAUUUUCUCCUGUUUUAUCUAAUCGACCCAAUUUCAAAGAGCACAUUGUGUCCAAAUUGUGAUGGCCCACCAAUUGGGCAUAUAUGUUUUGGCUGGGCUGAUGGCAAUUGCAAUAUUUUACAGCCUUAUCUGCAGCUACUGAUGGUGUUGUGAUAGUGUGCAUACCUGUUUACAAUAUUCUAUUUUUAUAAAAAAAUUAUACGGAUGUGUCACCCUGAAAGACUUUCCCCCCCCCCUCAUAUAUUAUGGGUGCUCAGUGCAUGUGAUAUGCAUUUAAGAAAAAUAAAAGUGCAUUGUUGAAUAUA